AUGAAUGCAGAUGGCACACCAAAUCAAAUGGGUACCAUUACUCAUUGUACCUGGAAGAUGAUGAAAAUCGGAGGAAGGAAGACGCUUACUCGCUUCCUCUUGACCGGCAUUGGCAAAGAAAACAUACUUCUCGGCAUGCCGUGGCUUAAACGCCUCAAUCCGAUGAUCAACUGGGAAACCGGUGACUUUUGGUUUGGUAAAGACGCCAAAUGGCCACCGAAACCCACCGUCGAAGAUGCACCAGAUGAAGAAGUUUCGAUUUUCAAGGAAGAUGGACUCCCAGAGUUAAUCACCACCAAAAAUUCCCCUACCUCGUUUGGGCAUUCGGAAUCUAUCAGAGAAAUCAUGGCCGAUAACACUGAGCGUGGCGAGUUACCCGCAGUGCGGGAUGAUACCGAACCAGAUGACCCACCAUCAGAACCCCCUGUGGAUCAGCUCGAUGACGACGAUCUAGUUAUAUCCUAUAUCGCAGGAGAGCCAGUUAUUGGGAUAUUUGAACCCAUCAGGAAGGAGUCACCGUUGAUGAAUGAAGAGACUGAAACCGCAGUCUUCACCAUACGAAGAGGCCCCGCCAUUGGAAGAAUGACACACAGUACUCGAUCCCCAUUAUUCUGUAACGCACAGAAUACGGUCUUUUACAAACCAUCCGGUAAAUCACAAGAAUUGGCACAACAGGCACACAAGGAAGCAUCAGCUGUAGACAAACCCAAAACCGUCGAGGAGUUGGUCCCCAACUACCUCCACGAUUUGAAGUCCGUUUUUGAAAAGAAAGCAGCUGAACGCUUUCCAGAAACCAGGCCUUGGGACCACGCCAUUGAUUUGAAACCCGAUUUUAUUCCACGUGACUGUAAAGUCUAUCCGUUAUCGCUCAAAGAACAAGGAGCGAUGGAUGACUUCCUAGAAGAAAAUCUGCGAAAAGGAUACAUCCGACCGUCGAAAUCUCCCAUGGCUUCACCAUUUUUCUUCGUAGGAAAGAAAGACGGAGCACUACGUCCCUGUCAGGAUUACCGAUACCUGAAUGAAGGAACAGUGAAGAACGCCUAUCCUCUUCUGCUCAUCUCUGACCUUAUGGAUCAAUUCAAAGGCGCAUCGAUCUUUACGAAAAUGGAUUUACGCUCCGGAUAUAACAACGUCAGAAUCAAAGAUGGUGACCAAUGGAAGGGCGCAUUUAAGACAAAUCGCGGACUUUUCGAACCUAUGGUCAUGUUCUUUGGACUCUGCAACUCCCCGGUGACUUUCCAAAUGAUGAUGAACGCACUCUUCAAGGACAUGAUCGAUGAGGGAUGGAUAGUCAUUUACAUGGAUGAUAUCCUCAUCUUCUCAAACGAUUUGGAAGAACAUCACGUUCGAACCCGACGCGUACUCCAACGACUCAAAGACAAUGACUUAUUCCUUAAACCGGAAAAGUGUUUCUUUGACGUUAAAGAAGUCGAAUUCCUAGGCAUGAUUAUUCGAGAAAACUACAUUGGCAUGGACCCUAUCAAACUUAAAGGAAUUGCAGAAUGGCCUGAACCAAGCACGGUAAAAGGUGUUCGCUCUUUCCUAGGGUUUGGAAACUUCUAUCGGAAGUUUAUUGCCAACUUCUCGGAUAUUGCCAAACCAUUGACGAAUCUUACGCGCACUGCCGCUGGAUCUCCACCUUUUGAAUGGACAACAGAAUGUCAGACAGCUUUCGACACAUUGAAGCAACGAUUCAGUACCGCCCCAGUACUGUUACUGCCUGACAAGGCAAAACCCUUUAUUGUUGAAUCUGACGCUUCCAAGUUCGCUACGGGUGCAGUUUUACACCAAGCCGAUAUCAAUGGAGACCUCCAUCCUUGUGCCUACAUUUCACAGACGCUCAAUCCAGCUGAACGGAACUACGAAAUCUACGACCGCGAACUCCUCGGAAUCAUUCGAGCUCUCACUGAAUGGCGCCAUUAUCUUGAAGGCUCUCCCCAUCCCGUCGAAGUUCGCAGUGAUCACAAGAACCUCACGUACUUCCGUACAGCUCAAAAGUUAAACCGCCGACAAGCACGAUGGAGUCUCAAAUUAUCACAAUUUGAUCUUCACCUCAUCCAUGUCCCUGGCACUCAGAUGAUCCAAUCUGAUGCACUCUCUCGUCGUAAUGGACUCGAUGACAGUGAAGGUGACAACGAAGAUCGCAUUCUUUUACCCAAUGCACUAUUCGUGCGAUCCAUUUCCCCGACACUAUUCGACGAAAUCAGGAAUCACGCAGCAAAAGACCUCAUUGUUCACGAAGCCCUCAAAGCAAUUGCGCACAAAGGGCCAUUCCCCAUGAAAUCAUCGCUUUCUGACUGGGAAGUUCGCGAUGGUGUCAUCCUCUACAAGGGAAAGAUUUACGUUCCACCAUCCGAAACUCUUCGUCGUGACCUCGUUCGACUACAUCAUGACUCCCCUGCCAUGGGUCACCCUGGAAAGUUCAAUACUCUUGAACUGUUACGUCGUGAAUUCUGGUGGCCCGGCAUGUAUACCUUUGUCUAUAAUUAUGUUGAAGGCUGUGCCGCCUGUCAACAAAUGAAACCGAAUACUCAUCCAACUCGUAUUCCUUUGGAACCAAUUCCCGCCAACCCACACGCAUUACCAUUUUCCUGUUGCACCACCGAUUUUAUUACCGACCUCCCCGUUUCCAACGGUUUUGAUUCAAUUAUUUACGAAGGGGGUGAUUCUUACGCCCUGCCUCAAAACGAUCACAGCCGAAGGAACGGCCAAGAUUUUUCAUGA
Sparassis crispa is the source of this 2724-nucleotide messenger RNA. RefSeq lists its product as hypothetical. The record is from RefSeq and is a predicted model, not a curated record. The coding region runs from base 1 to 2724 and encodes 907 amino acids. Lineage: Eukaryota; Fungi; Basidiomycota; Agaricomycetes; Polyporales; Sparassidaceae. The transcript has a single exon.